Messenger RNA from Trichosporon asahii var. asahii CBS 2479, 2346 nucleotides. Its product is annotated as GTPase activator. The record is from RefSeq and is a predicted model, not a curated record. The transcript has a single exon. Gene Ontology annotation, molecular function: GTPase activator activity. Gene Ontology annotation, cellular component: SIN/MEN two-component GAP complex; mitotic spindle pole body. Lineage: Eukaryota; Fungi; Basidiomycota; Tremellomycetes; Trichosporonales; Trichosporonaceae. Bases 1 to 2346 code for a protein of 781 amino acids. Gene Ontology annotation, biological process: mitotic spindle orientation checkpoint signaling; regulation of Ras protein signal transduction.
AUGCAUGCCGCAUUGAAUGUUAAAACGAUCGACUUUGACGAUGCCGACUUUGAUCUCGAUGACAUCGAUCUGAACCCGGGAAACACCAUCAAAGCCAAAUCCCUGUCACUCUCCCAACCGGACGUCAACUCCACUCCGAGAGCUCCGAGAGUAGGCAACUCAUCACUCAUGAAGACAAUCCCCGCCACCGUCAUGGGCACCGGCCCGGCCGGCAUCGGAACCAUCACGAAACUAGGAAGUAGCUCGAAGGCGCCUGUCAGUCCAGCGUCGAAACUUCCUAUGGGCGCGGUUAAGGCGCGCGCCAGGGCCAUUGAGCAGGGUUGGGAGGACGACGUCGACUUUGACAGUGGAGUCAGCGCGGCUGCCGACCUGAGAUCCAAGCUGCACAACCUUUCUUCAGCCGCCAAGCACUUCCCAGGGGUCAAUGCCCUGGACGAUCUCGAUGACGACGAGGACCAGGACACGUUAAAGGCGGGCGCGACCCUCAAGGCCAUGUUGCCUCCGAAACGCGAACGCGACGCGCAAGCCACGAUCAAACUGAGCUCGAGCACGGGUCUGAGCAACACCGGGAGCGGUAGCGACACCCUGAAACCAACUUCGGCACUGGCUAAGAGCUUGAGGGAGGAGGAUGACCUGGAGGGCGAUCUCGUUUUGCCUCUGAGCUUGACCAACCUGACUCUUGCGACUCAGUCCUCGCAACCCAAGCUGCGAGCACGAAGCUCCAUCGCUUCGACAAUCACGACCGACUGGGACUCGCCCUCGACACCGAGCACCUCGGGCCGCAAGACCUUCAUGUUCGACGACAGUCCGGGGGCCCGCCCAUCUGACACAUCGCUCACGAGCGUUUCGUCGAACGGGCUUGAGCACAGCAAAAAGUCGCCAGAAGACUUUUUGGAUGAGGAAGAAGACUUUGAGUCCGGACUCGUACUCCCGGAGCAGCUGUUUCAAAAGAAGGGCAGCGUGCUGAAUUCGAUCUUGAAUCGCAAACGUCGACAGCAAUACGUGCCUCCGCCUCCGACGCAUGACUUUGAGGAAGGGUUGGUGCUCGAAGAUCCCCGAGCGGACCUGUCGAAGCGACGGCUGAAGGAAAGCCGCCGUGCCCGCACUGUUCCCGUUCCCUUCAAUUUGAGCACGACAAAACGCGCCGAGCACAAGGAACUGCGUGACCCGCUCGAGGUUCCGCGACCACCUUCAAAAUCGCCAGCCUCCAGCAUCUCACGAGGCAGCAACCCUCACCGCGAUCGCUCUAAGCCACGCCCCACCUCCCCGCACGUACCACUUUCGCGGGCCUCCAGCAGGACGCGACUCAGCGACAUUCCCAUUCCACCGAUGCCGCCCUCGGUGCCAAGCACGCCCUCACGCCUGCGACAACAGAAAUCGUACCACCACCUGCAGCCUAGCGUGUCUCCGACGUUGGUUCGCAAAAAGUCCCUGGCUAGCAUGCAGGACGCACUUGCUGCAGGACACGUCCGUGAAGCGGAUCUGCCGUCGAUCAGCCGAUUGACGCAGCCGACGUCCAGCUCCCUCGCGAAGCAGCGCCUCCCUCAUCGACGUAAGAUGGAAAUGCCGAAACGGCGGCAGUGGGGCGACGGCAGCGAGCUGGACUCGAUCGAGGACCUUGUCGACACGAGUGCGCCGCCCGCCCCUGCUUACGGACGCCUUGGUAGGCGGAGUCAUGAGAAGCUUCCGAAGGGUGUCGAGGCCGGAGAACGCAAAAAGUCUGGCAAGCGUCGACCGCGAAAGCCUGCGAUGCUCAUCAAAAACCUCGGCAGCGUCAACGAGCGCAAGGUCGUUGGCGACAUGGUGUGGAACCCCGCUACACUGCGAUGGGAGGGUAACGAGGCGAUCUUGCGCGAUUUCGAUGUUGUGGCAUCCUCUCGCCCUGCUCUGAUCUCGCACAUCCCCACGCACAACUCGCCCAUGAAGAUUGUGGGCGACAUGAAGUUUGACCCAGUACAGAUGUGCUGGAUCUCUCUCACUGAGGAGGAAGAUCCUUUCGCUUCAAUGGCCGAUGACGAGGACGAGCCGUCAACAUUACGCAUCAGUGGGAAGAAGCUCGUUAGUAUCGGGCUGUCGUCCAUCCCCUCCGCUACGACCGCUCAGACCCCGCAAUCGCGAUUCGUCUCCGAGUCUACCACCAUCAGCACGCACAGCUGGGAAGACCGCACGCGCCCCAACGCCCACAACGCCAUCAGCACGGAGCUCUGGAACGAGUGCCGCGCCGCCGAGGAGCGACAUCGCCGCGAGAUGCGCGGAUGGGUCACGCGGCCUGGAGACUCGAGAGACCGGGAUAGAAGAGAAGAAAAGCGAUUAUGGGAGGUGAGGAACCUGGCUAUGCGCAGCUAG